AAUCUCGAACGACGAGGAGAAAGUAAAAAUGUCGUCGAGUUGGCCACCUUCUUUACGAAACUUUGUAGAGAACGUCUUAUCUCAAACUAACGAGAGUAACAAAGUGAAAGUCAAUCUAGAGCUUAAAGAUAUGAUACAGCGAGCCUACGUUGAGGGUAGAUUAUGGACUACGAAUUGGAUGGUACAGCGGAUACCGUCUCUCCAUGGUACAAGUAUACCGCCUCCAAGUUCGUCAUACGCGAAUGUAACCGGCCAAGGUAUGCAGACAUCACAGCAGACAUCGACAGGCAAACGCAAGAAAAACAACCAAACGAACAAGAAGAACUUAGCAAAGAAAAACAAAGGAUUUGCUGUCGACGAUAACGAAGACAUGCGUUCAAAGAGAGCUAAACGUUUUGAGAGCAAUCCGGGCCUAUCUUCAUCCGCUUACCCUAACCCAGCUGGUAUUAGUGUCCCCUUGAAAACGAACAAGUGGAUAAACAAAGGUAAUAUCAACCAGCCUGACCCAAAUGUCAUAGACUGGGACCAAUACACAAUAGUCGGCCAUUCAAACGCUUUAGAGAAGCAAUAUUUGAGACUAACCUCAGCACCUGAUCCAGCAACUAUACGACCAUUGCCUGUUUUGAAGAAAACGCUUGAUCACCUCAAAAAGAAAUGGAGGCAAGAUAGAGACUAUAACUAUAUUUGCGAUCAAAUGAAAUCCCUUAGACAAGAUUUAACAGUUCAGCGUAUCAAAAAUGAUUUCACCGUUCAAGUUUAUGAGAUACACGCUAGAUUAGCACUAGAGAAUGGUGAUUUAGGUGAAUUUAACCAAUGUGCUGCUAAUUUACAGCCUUUAUAUCGACUAAAUUUGAACGGAAACGAAUUAGAAUUUUUGAGCUAUCAAAUACUAUACCUUUGUUAUAGCAGAAAUUGGUCUGCUGCUAACAUAUUGGUUGGUUUACUAUCUGAUGAGAAGAAAGAAGCUGAAGAAAUUAAACAUGCUUUAAAGGUACGUUCAUCACUUGUUACUAACAACUAUCAUAUGUUUUUUAAAUUAUAUCAAGAUUCACCGAAUAUGUCUGGAUAUAUCAUAGACGCUUUCGUUGAAAGAGAGAGACUUAAAGCUUUGAUUAUGAUCACUAAAGCUUAUGUUAAGAUACCACUAUCGUUCAUCACUAGAGAGCUAAAACUUGAAAAUGAAACGGCGACCAAGGAAUUACUUAAACAAUUUGGUGCUACUGGAUGUUAUGAUAAAAAUGCCGUUGGCAGAACUCAUAAUGGCGUACCACCAGAUAAUGAAAAAGUUGUCCUUUGCAAGGAGAUACAUACUACCCUGUUGAGUCAAGUGAGUAGGUAUGUUAAAGUUGACAUCAAAGGUCAAGUGUAGUGAUUACAUCAACUUUUUGCUUGAAUAUUACCAAAUGUUUGAAAUUCUCUCUCUUAUUUUUUCUUUAUCCUUGUAUGAGUAAAGUGAAAAGGUAUGCAUUUUUCUU
Messenger RNA from Wallemia mellicola CBS 633.66, 1475 nucleotides. RefSeq lists its product as hypothetical. The record is from RefSeq and is a predicted model, not a curated record. The coding region runs from base 29 to 1369 and encodes 446 amino acids. NCBI's taxonomy places the organism in Eukaryota, Fungi, Basidiomycota, Wallemiomycetes, Wallemiales, Wallemiaceae. Gene Ontology annotation, cellular component: nucleus. The transcript has 6 exons.